This is a messenger RNA of Syzygium oleosum, 2634 nucleotides long. RefSeq lists its product as uncharacterized. Lineage: Eukaryota; Viridiplantae; Streptophyta; Magnoliopsida; Myrtales; Myrtaceae. The coding region runs from base 1 to 2634 and encodes 877 amino acids. The record is from RefSeq and is a predicted model, not a curated record. The transcript has a single exon.
AUGGAUGCUGCUAAGUUGGGUGGUUCUGCACAUGAUUAUCCAUCUGAAAGUAUGGAUGUUGAUCCUGUGGAUACAUCUGAGAGAGAUGGACCACUGUCUUUUCAAUUGCAAAACAAAGAGAAGGUUGAGGAUUCCUUGAAGGGGAAAGCAGAAGUCAAUGAAAUUGUACAAGGCGAUGGGGACGUUGCGCUUCCAAUUGAGAAGGGGCCUGAAAGUAUAUCAGAAAGCAAGGACCCCUUUCAGGUUGCUGCAGUUGCUUUGGAAGAUGUAUUAGAGGAAAAUACCUCUUUAUCCUUGCCAACGGAAGAUGAAAAGGUUGAAAUCUCAUCGGAGAGAAAAGAGGAACCGCAUGAUACUGAAUUUGGUGAUGGAAUGGAUGCUUCUCCGGCUGGUGGGGCUGGGCUUGGAAUGGUGCCAAGUGUCGAUGAACCUCAGUCUGCUAGUAUCGUACCUGAAGAGGUUUCCACUAUUGAUCAGUCCUCUCUCCUAGUGAAGAAUGAAGAGAAAGACGAGGACCCUGCUGAGGUGAGACUGGAUACUGAAGUAGGUGAUGGAAAGGAUGCUUCUCCGAUGGGUAGGGGUGUACCUGAAGAGGUGCCCAGUGUGGAUGAAUCUCGGUCUGCUAGUAUUGAACCUGAAGAUGUUUCCACAAUUGAUCAAGAGAAAGUUGAGGACCCUGCUGCGGUGAGACUAGAUACUGAAGUUGGUGAUGGGAAUGAUGCUUCUCCGGUUGGUGGCACUGUGCUUGAAGAGGUGCCAAGUGUGGAUGAAUCUCAGUCUGCUAGUAUUGAACCUGGAGAUGUUUCCACAAUUGAUCAGUCCUCUCUCCUAGAAAAGAAUGAAGAGAAAGUUGAGGACCCUGCCGAGGUGAGACUAGAUACUGAAGUUGGUGAUGGGAAUGAUGCUUGUCUGGUUGGUGGGGCUGUGCUUGAAGAGAUGCCAAGAGUGGAUGGAUCUCAGUCUGCUAGUAUUGAACCUGAAGAUGUUUCCACAAUUGAUCAGUUAUCUCUCCUAGGGAAGAACGAAGAGAAAGUUGAGGACCCUGACGAGGUGAGACUAGGUACUGAAGUGGGUGAUGGGAAGCAUGCUUCUCCAGUUGGUGGGGCUGUGCUUGAAGAGGUGCCCAGUGUGGAUGAAUCUCAGUCCGCUAGUAUUGAACCUGAAGAUGUUUCCACAAUUGAUCAGUCGUCUCUCCUAGGGAAGAAUGAAGAGAAAGUUGAGGACCCUGCUGAGGUGAGACUAGAUACUGAAGUGGGUGAUGGGAAGGAUGCUUCUCCAGUUGGGGCUGUGCUUGAAGAGGUGCCCAGUGUGGAUGAAUCUCAGUCUGCUAGUCUUGUACCUGAAGAUGUUUCCACAAUUGUUCAGUCUUCUCUCCUUGGGAAGAAUGAAGAGAAUGUUGAGGACCCCUCUGAGGUGAGAAUGGAAAUGUGUGGAACUAAUGAUGCGAGGGAUUCUUCUCAGCUUACUGAGGUGCUGGAAAAUGUACAGACUGGAGGUCAGUCACAGGUUACUGCAUCAUCGCCGGAACCCGAAAAUGCAUCUUUCCAGGUAGACGGCGAAGAGAAGGUCGAGGAUUUGUCUUUGGAGAGGAUGGAAGUUGAUGAAGAUAAACUUGGUGAUAGCAUUGAUGCCGGUGGGGAGCCCUCUGAGGUGAGAAUGGAAAUGUGUGGAACUGAUGAUGCGAGGGAUUCUUCUCAGCUUACGGAGGUGCUGGAAAAUGUACAGACUGGAGGUCAGUCACAGGUUGCUGCAUCGUUGCUGGAACCCAAAAAUGCAUCUUUCCAGGUAGACGGCCAAGAGAAGGUUGAGGAUUUGUCUUUGGAGAAGAUGGAAGUUGAUGAAGAUAAACUUGGUGAUGGCAUUGAUGCCGGUGCGGAGCCCUCUGAGGUGAGAAUGGAAAUGUGUGGAACUGAUUAUGUGAGGGAUUCUUCUCAGCUUACUGAGGUGCUGGAAAAUGUACAGACUGGAGGUCAGUCACAGGUUGCUGCAUCGUCGCCAGAAUCCGAAAAUGCAUCUUUCCAGGUAGACGGCGAAGGGAAGGUCGAGGAUUUGUCUUUGGAGAAGAUGGAAGUUGAUGAAGAUAAACUUGGUGAUGGAAUUGAUGCUGGUGGGACUGCUCCUGAAAGUGCAUCAGAAAGGUUGGGUCAUUUUCAGGAUGUUGGAACUUUGACUGAAGACUCAUCAGAAAUGAACCCACCUCCAUCUUCUGCCGAUGCAAACGAUGAGUCGGCUGCUGAUGGAAAUGUGCCUGUGCCUGAAGACUUGUCAAACCCACCUCCAUCUUCUGCCGAUGCAAACAAUGAGUCAGUUGCUGAUGGAGCUGUGCCUGUGCUUGAAGACUCGUCAGAAAGGAACCCACCUCCAUCUUCUGGCGAUGCAAAUGACAAGUUGUUUGCUGAUGGAACUGUGGCUGUGCCUGGAGGCUCAUCAGAUAAGAACCCACCUCCAUCUUCUGCCGAUGCAAUUGACGAGUGUCUUGCUGAUGGAACUGUGGCUGUGCCUGGAGGCUCAUCAGAUAAGAACCCACCUCCAUCUUCUUCCGGUGCAAACGAUGAGCCGGUAGAGGAGGAAGUUACCGAGGAAAAUCCACUUUCUGAUAACACAGGAGUAAGGAGUGAACUGGAGUCGCAGUGA